Pocillopora damicornis (cauliflower coral) is the source of this 862-nucleotide messenger RNA. RefSeq lists its product as uncharacterized. The record is from RefSeq and is a predicted model, not a curated record. Lineage: Eukaryota; Metazoa; Cnidaria; Anthozoa; Scleractinia; Pocilloporidae.
UGGCGUGCUUUGUUUCUUAGUUUGAUCCUCUCCUCGUUCCAAAUGACUAUUCUUCCCUUUUGCUAUGCAGAUAAACGAGGUUGGGAUUCUGCUCAUCCGGCCUUCUCCUGUAAAGAAAUUCUGGACUCUGGACACUCCAAAGGAGACGGAGAGUAUUGGAUCGACCCAGAGAAGAGUGGAAACCCUUUGAAGGUCUAUUGUGACAUGUCAAGAUAUGGUGGAGGUUGGCUUCUGGUGUCAAAUGUUGAGUUCGGAAGUCCCUCUCCUAAGGUGUCAGUUGAGACAUCAUACCGUGGAAUAGGUAAGUCAUACAUGGUUCUGCAGGAAAGUGCCAUGAAAGAACUCAGAAGACACUUGUCCUUCACUCAGCUGAGAUUCCACUGCCACAAGAAACAGGGACGCACAUUCCACGUGGUCACAGCUUCCAACAGCUUAGGCGAAGCUGUGGUCCGGUACUUCAGCGGUGAGACAGAUGAGCAACCGGACGCCUGUGGUUCGUUUGUGAGAUUGACGUUGGAUGAAAAUUCCGAGUUAGCCGGCAUUUGCAAAGAUUGGGGUCGACUAGUAAGUGAAGAGUACUUUGUUGGAAAGUGGGGACAUGGUGAAGGUCAAGAUAGGCUAUACUCGUAUCCCGUCUUGAGAAAAAACAAGUAUCACGUUAGGGUCCUACUGCAUAACGUUGACGAUCUCAAAAAAAUGGAAUGUGAUGAUAGGUCCGGUCCCAAUGUUGGCACAAACGGCGAUUUCUGGAGAGUCUUUGUUCGUUAGUUGUGUCUAUCUGUACACCAAGCAACCCUUGAUUGUGCGAAUAACAGUAACAAACGAAUAAAGCAAAUUAAAGACAGAUGCACCGUUACACUCA